AGUGUCCAUUGGAUGUCGCUGUUUCUCCGCUUCACACUGAACUCUUUCAAUCACUUCCUGUGCUGCACAUUCCCAUAACAACAACUCCAGCAGCAAUGAAACUUGUGGACUUUCACUUCUCCAGCUCACGGAGACACUUUAGCGGCACAGAAAUCCACACAAACCAGUGAUUUAUCACGGAGAGAGGCUAAUGUCACCGCUGCUGCUUACAAACUUACAAACACUGGACUUUUAUUGUAAGUUCUGCUUUUGAGGCUAGCCGUCAUGCUAGUUAGCCUUCGACUGACAACAGGAUGAACUCAAAUUACACCUUAAAUUAGCUAGCUUUUAUUUAAGGCAGGUAAAUAAGAGUCUCCAAGCUUCAGUUUGGCGAUGUGGAGGUCACAUACUUGUGAAUGACCGCGUUUAAUAGCUUUGUAUGUGUGUAAUAUUGAUAGUUUAUUAUUAGCUCGCGCUAACUCCAGUAGUAACAGUUGUUUGGACAUGGUUUUUGGGGAUAUUUGUGAUGAAGGGAGUCUGGCCGGGUGUUUACGAGUGAUUUGAGGAACUCUUUGUUCACGGGAGGAAGAUGAGGAAGAGGAAGAUGAUGGCGAUGAAGAUCAGCUAAACAGGGAACUGCUGAUUAUAAGGACACACAAUCAGGACAAAAAUGCCCAGGAGAAAACAGUCCAAUCCUCAGCCUGUCAAGUUGGGAGCUGAAGAUGGAGUGGCUGCUGGUAAUAAGGAAAGCCUGGUGCUGGAGAGCGACUUCCUCCUCGGACAGGAACUGGGCUUUGGAGAAAAUGACUACAGAAUUGUUGGCUUUGAAAGGGAUUCGGACUCUGUGGCGGCUGAUAUGGGCAUGCCGGUGUACGGUUUCAGUGAUGAAGACUGCUCCAGCUACAACCGUCUCGGUAUCGAGAGUGACUUCGAGGACCCUCGAGACACCGAGAGCGAGCGUGAAGAAAUGGCUCCCGAAGCUGCGUUUGCACCAUAUCUGUCCUGCAGACAGUGCGGCCAGCUGCUGGGUGACCCUUUGAGUGGCCUCUACUGCCUUCAAUGUGGAGAAACUGACCGGCAGGACCGAUCCCUGGAACCCACUCAUCCAGCAGACAACACACUAGAAAACCUAAACCACAGCAGAUCUGAUGGAAACACGUCUAAAACGUUCUCCUGCAAGCUGUGCAGUUUCAGCUCGCGCUACUCCAAUCACUUGAAGCGGCACAUGAAGACACACAACGGUGAGAAACCGUACCAGUGUCCGCACUGUGUGUACGCGUCGGCGCAGCUGGUGAAUCUGCAGAGGCACGUGCGCACACACACCGGAGAGAAACCGUACAAAUGCCAGUUCUGCACUUUCGCAUGCAAUUCUCUGGGAAACCUGAAGAGGCACCAGCGCAUGCACACGCAGGAGAAAGAGCUCAGCUGCGCACACUGCGACUUCAGAGCCAGCAACAGCCACUCUCUAAAGAAACACACCAAGAGCCAUAAGGAGGACAAAACUACUGCCUUAACGGAAGAAUCUGUGGUGUCGGACCUCACUCUGCACAUCAGCAGCGACCCAGACUUCCUCCAAAACUACGAUCAUCAUCAUAAUCAUCAUCUUCCUUCCCAUCUUCCUCCUCCAGCCCUGCUGCACAACGAGGGUUUGUCUGGAGAGUCUGACCCUCUGCCUGAGCUGCUGUUCCCCUUCAGCUGCCGCGUGUGUGGAGCCGUGCUGGACGACGAGGAGGCCACGGCGCCGCAGAUCUGCAGCAAAUGCACACUAGACAUGCUCUCCAAAAGCUCCCCGGACAAAGACGAUAAGCUGUUUCCCUGCACAUCAUGUCCGUUCGUCACGCAGUAUCCCAACCACCUCGCUCGCCACAUGAAGACGCACAGCGGAGAAAAGCCCUACAAGUGUCCGCAGUGCAGCUAUGCGUCCGCGCACUUCGACAACCUUAAACGGCACCACCGCGUGCACACCGGCGAAAAGCCUUACAAGUGCCGUGUGUGCGAUUACGCCUGCGGAAACCUGGCCAAUCUGAAGCGGCACGAGCGCAUCCAUUCGGGCUCCAAGCCGUUCCAGUGCAGCGUGUGCAGUUACAGCUGCAACCAGAGCAUGAACCUGAAGCGACACAUGCUGCGGCACACCGGAGAAAAACCCUUUAAAUGCCAGCACUGCGGGUACACCACCGGCCACUGGGACAACUACAAACGACACCAGAAGAAACACGGACACGCCGGCGGCGAAGGCUGGAUUAAGAUGCAGCUGCCCGAGAAAGAGGACGAGGAGGAGGAGGAGGGAGAGAUGUAGGAGAGCUGAACGCAGAUUUUGCAUCGAUCGUGAGAUUUUCAUAUGCAUUGCAAUUCUUUAGUGAAUCCAUUUAGAGAAUAAUUUUUAGCAGCAGAUGGUGCUCUAGGCUAGUUUUGAACAUCAGAGGGCGCUUUAGGCUAGUUUUGAACAGUAGACGGCACUCUGGGCUAAUUUUGAAAUGCAGAGGGUGCUCUAGGCUAGUUUUAACCAGCAGAGGGCGCUCUAGGCUAGAUUUGAACAACAGAGGGCACCCUAGGUUAGUUUUGAAUAACAGACGGCGCUGUAGGCUAGUUUUGAACAGCAGAUGGUGCUCUAGGAUAGUUUUAACAGAUGACUGUUCUAGACUAGUGUUUAACAGCAGAUGGCCCUCUAGGCUAGUUUUUAACA
Molecule: messenger RNA, 2662 nt
Organism: Danio rerio (zebrafish)
Lineage: Eukaryota; Metazoa; Chordata; Actinopteri; Cypriniformes; Danionidae
Source: RefSeq, a predicted model, not a curated record